Molecule: messenger RNA, 3248 nt
Organism: Megachile rotundata (alfalfa leafcutting bee)
Lineage: Eukaryota; Metazoa; Arthropoda; Insecta; Hymenoptera; Megachilidae
Source: RefSeq, a predicted model, not a curated record
AAAAAUAAUUACAAUUUUACUAAUGAAUGUGCAGGUUUAAACUAUUUAUUCUCGACCGCCAUACUUCUACACUAUACACAUACGCACCCUUGACUUUUUGAUUUGGUUUAGGGAUAAAUGCAGAUUUACACUGCAGUGUACCAAUUACUGAACUUGAUAGUCCUAGGAAAACCAAGAGAAAAAUCUCAAAAGGGUUUUAGGAAAAAUAUACAGAAAAGAUUAUGUAAGGUCUAGAAAGACUCUAAAGAGAUUCAGAGGAUCAAGAAAACCUGUAUAUCUAGAGUAAAAUAACACAGCGAGUUCCUAGAAACAUUCUGCAGUUACACAACUUGCGAUCGUAUGUUGGCUGCACUUCCUUGCAUUGUGAAUGCACAGCGCCACCGAGAAUGUCAUUGCCUACGUUUUAAAUGUUGGCGAGCUUGUUUUUUGACGCAAGCGUAUGAAAUAAAACUGCAGCAAGUAGGAGUGUAUUCAAGUAUGCAGCUGACAGACAUUCAGGAGCGGGAUAGAUCGGAUUUGAAUAAGAUGAGUCACAUCUGAUAUUUCUACAACUUUGUAUGAAGUGUUAACUCCUAUUCCCUUCUAAUUUAUCUGUUACGUGGAAUUAAAUAUUGGAAUCUGAACCCUUAUAUGUCAGUUAGAUGACGGCGAUACGCCGUGUGUUAACAGGUCAUGGGGGCCUGUUUCGGCCGCUGCAUUUCCAAAGUUACAGAUUCUUUGUCAUACAGGUUUUAUCAAAGGCACACCAGUAUGUCUUUCCAAGGAGACGAACAAGUUGAGUUCAUGGAUGACAAAGGAGAUGCAGACCAAUCUAGAGGAUCAAAAACCCUGUUAUCGUUUCUCUCCUUAAACCGAUUCAAGAAAAAACAUGGAGUUCCUGUAACAUUGGAGUUGUUAGAAGAUGGUGGAUGGUCGAAGGGUACUAAUAAAUAUGCUAGAUUGAGUUCUAGAAAUGAUGCUUCUACUAGUUCUGGAUUGGACACUCCGCUCCAAAUUCUUGAUGCAAGAACAUUAAUGAAACAACAAGCUUGCAUCUCUUCCACUCCAGGAUCCUCAUUAGAUUUAGAAUGGGAACACGAGGGAAUGCCUCUACCAGUCAUGGACGAUGAAAAAGUCGAGAGCACCGACGGUUCUAUAACGCAGACAUCGGUUAAUAAUAGUCAACCCUCUAGUUUGACAGCAUCUCCUUGGUCGAGAGUUUCUACACCAAAUAGUUUAGAAUGGGAUCCUGUUGAAGCGGAUAUGAUGCUGUCAUUAGAAAUAUGUGUAACAUAUUACUUUAACCUUUUGAAGCAUACUUAAGUGAUACCAAAGUUUUUUGACGUUUCCUUUUAUUUUUUCAUACAAAAUAGAUACCCUAUUCAAGUAUCGUAAAAGAAAUUUUAUAUAAACGGCCAACUGUGCUUCAAAUGGUUAAACAAUGCAUAUCAUUCAUGCAACAAUACGGAUUUUUACGUUUGUAAAAUUUACUAUUCGAUACUUUUAACAUAGAUAGGAAAAGAAGGAAAACGAGAACAGAGAUUAUAAGAUUAAAGUGUAUCAGGUGCUAUCAAUGCAAUAUAUUUUUUGCGAGUGGAAUUAAAAAACAGCUUUUUUCGGAAAACGUUUCUUUUAGGGCUUAGUCUCCUAAAUUAAUUGUAUUUUAUACGAGAAAGACUAUGACAUAGUCUUACGUAAGUCUAGUCACGAUCAAAUUUUACGAAUCUUCACCAAGAUUAUAAUUAAAGAAAAAAGACAAGGUGGUGCUGGUGUAAUAUUAAUGUUGAUAUAUAUAUUUGAGUGUACAAAAUGUUUCUACUAAAGUUGAAGUAUUACGAAGUAAUUAGGUAAUACUUUUAGAUAGACUGUCUACUAUUGAGGUGAAUAAAUUUGAAACCGAGGUAGCUGCCUUACAAUAGAUACAAAAAAAAUAUAUAUAUAAUUCGUAACUAGUUAAAUGCUACUUAAAAGUUCGAUUACAUUAUUGUAUUUGCAGCUGUGUUGUAUUAUAAUUGCAUAAUUAAAUUUAAGAUCAUUAGUUUACCAAUAAUUUGCAAUUAUGGAAAGCAAAUCAAAAUGUAUGCAGCAAUAGUACAGAUAGAGUUAACGUUAAAGAUAAUAAAAUAAAUAAUAAUGAUGCAGUAUGUUAAUGAUGCAGUGCCAUGAAUAUUUGUGUGCUUGAUAAACUUUUGUUUCUCAUUAUAAUUUAUCUAGAUCAGCUAAAAUGGGGUCAAAGUUUUAAAGUACAUUGAAGAAUGAAAUCUGUGAAAAUUUAUGUGAAGUUAUAUAAUGAACGCACAGGAAUAUUAAGUUGUGCAACGCUUAUGUGUCUCAGCAUUCAUAUUUUAAUUAUUAUUCUUAAGCAUGACACAAGUCCAGUAUACAGUUAAAUUAAGUUUACGUAUACUGUUUAGCAUAAAGAUGAGCAAAUUUUAUAUGCUUCAAGUAUGAAACGCUUAUAGUCUGUUUCUAUAUCAAAAAUGAAAGGGUAAAAUAUGUUGUUUAUACAACAGUUGGGUAAAGUUGGUAUUUUGACGAUUCUAAUAUUACAAAUAGUACUGAGAAAUUCAUCAAACUUCAUUUCCAAAUGCUUUUCUUUAUUGAAUAACCAUUCGUUUACCUAUUUCAUUUUUUGAUCAAGGAAUCUUAAAAAAAUUAGAUGUUACAAAUAUUAGAAAUUGUAAUAAAUUUAAAUUGUUUUUUUUUUUUUAUUAAUUAGUAAAUGUUUGUAACGAAAGUAUUCUUUUUCAAUUUUAAGUACUCUAAAAUAAUAGGGACCAAAAAUGUUUUCAGUAUUAAAUCUAUUCAUGUCUAUUACUUUUGUAUUGAAAUGAUUAUUUUACAAGUUACACUUAUACAUGAAGUGUUAAUUGAUUGUCCGGCUAUUUUAUAUUAAUUAUAAGAUUGUUUUACAUUUACUGACUCAGAAUAUUUGAUGGUAUUGUAUGUAUAUAUAUUUUAUGUGUAUAAGAAUUAACAUUGUAUCGGUUUUGAAGUUGUAAACAAAAUUUAUCAUUGUUGGCUUUAAAAAUAUCUUUAUGCGCCUAGCAUUAAUAAUCCAAAAUAAUACUGUUUACAUUUUAUGCACAGUCGUUUACUCUUCUCUGCGGAUUUGCGAUACAUAAAAAAUCAUAUACUGUGCAUCAUUCAUCGCUUACACAUUAGAUAUAAUUAUCAUUAUACCGAUAUUUUCAUUUAUUGACGUAUGAUUUUGUAUACAACCAUGGUGUUAAUUGCAAUAAAUUAUGUGAGCUUUAUUUAUUGUUUAA